AAACAAUCAAAUAGGGGCUUCUAUCAUUUUGGCUAUUCAAAAAUCAAUUGCCUAACGGGUGGAAAGGAUGGCACAAAACAUCGAGACCUGGUUCUCAUCGAUGGGCCAGAUCACACGACUUUUACUGGCAUAUAUUGUUCUCAGCACUGGUGCUGUAGCCUUUGGGGCACUGGAUCCUGCAUAUUUAGCUAUUUACUAUCCGACCUUAUCGAGCUGUAUCGAGAUAUGGCGGCCCUUUACAUCUGCUCUUUUUUUUGGCCCAUUCUCUUUUUCGUGGAUAAUGACAGUAUUGCUUUUCGUUACCUAUUCCAGCAACAAUGAGAUUCGAGGUAUCACAAAUAAGCCAGCAGACUUUGUAUUUAUGCUUUUCUUGCUCACACUUACAUUGGGCUUCAUUGGGGGUUUUAUAGGUAUUCCAUGGACAGGUCACUCACUCAUCUUGGCCCUGUGUUGGAUCCACUGCAAACGCAAUACAGCAGAUAGGAUACUCUUUCUUGGGUUUGAGUGUCGUUCAGCAUACUUUCCAUGGGUACUCGUGAUAUUUGAAUUCAUUCUAGCACAGUCACUCUUACCCAACCUUCUUGGGGUAUUUGUGGGUCAUUUGUAUUUCUUUUUCAAGGAUAUUCUUCCAUCUACGCAUAAUUAUCAGCUCCUUAACACACCAGUUUGGCUGGUAAACCUAGUAUUUAGAGCUGGUCUGGGUGUCUCAUCCGGUUCCCCGAGCCCCGUUCCACCACGAAGCUGGGGUCGUGGGCACGUGCUUGGAUCGCAAUAAAGAGGAGUUUGUAUUGACAAUUUUAUGACUUUGGUAUAUAUUUAUGAAGUAUUAUCAUCGUUUCAUGAAAAAGCGAAAUUGAAGGAGUGGAGGGUGAAUAUGUUUUAAAUAGUCGUGGGUACGUUCCAAAGAAAGAAUAAUGCUGAACAAUCUAUACAUUACAAUUUUUUUCUUGUAUCUAUCACUUUUUCAGUAUGGGUGUAAGCAAAGUGCAAUGUGCAUCAUUGCUGAGGGUUUAGUCUA
Phytomonas sp. EM1 is the source of this 1018-nucleotide messenger RNA. Lineage: Eukaryota; Euglenozoa; Kinetoplastea; Trypanosomatida; Trypanosomatidae. The record is from the annotation of a GenBank genome assembly.